This is a messenger RNA of Adineta steineri, 510 nucleotides long. The record is from the annotation of a GenBank genome assembly. Lineage: Eukaryota; Metazoa; Rotifera; Eurotatoria; Adinetida; Adinetidae.
AUGGAAGUUUAUCUUUCACGUCAUGCAGAGAGUGAAUAUAAUGUGGAUCCGAUAAACAAUGAUUUUAUUGAUUGUUCAUUAUCUUCAAAUGGGCAACAACAGGCAGCUACACUUAAUAUUUCUCAGCAUUCGUUUGAUCUCAUUCUUUGUUCACCAUUACGUCGAUGUCGUCAAACAGUUGAUUAUUCUUCUCUUUUGCAAUUAUCUUCUAAUACAAAAUUCGAAAUCUGUUAUCUUUUACGUGAACAAAUAAAAGUAAAAUGUGAUCUUCUCGAAGGUGAACAAACAGAUAUACUAAUAGAAGAAUCAGAUGAAAGUGUAGAAAAACGUAUCAAUGAACUCAAUGAAUAUUUGGAAACAUUAAAAUCAAGAAAUUUUCCAAAUUAUAAAAAAAUACUAUUAGUUUCACAUGCUGAUUUUUUAUGGAAUUUAACAUCACGUAAAAUCGAAAACGAAAAAUUUGGCACGUGGUUAAAUAAUUGUGAAUUAAUUUAUUGGAAAACAUUCUAA